AUGCGUCAGACUUUGGUGGGAGUAGUAGUAGGCACGGCAAUGCGAAAAACAGCAAAAGUACGCGUUGCCUCACAAAGAAUGCAUCCUAGGGUACAUAAAAUAGUCACAUGCCACAAAAAUUUCCUAGCACAUGACGAGAGCGAAGAUUGCUCGUUAGGCGAUGUGGUAAGAAUUGAGGCGUGUCGACCAUUGAGUGCAUUGAAGCGAUUUGUCGUGUCGGAGAUUAUAAAACCAGCAAGGACUUGGCAAGAUCCAGAAACUGGUGAAGUAAAACGAUGA
Molecule: messenger RNA, 279 nt
Organism: Ambispora gerdemannii
Lineage: Eukaryota; Fungi; Glomeromycota; Glomeromycetes; Archaeosporales; Ambisporaceae
Source: the annotation of a GenBank genome assembly